Molecule: messenger RNA, 1869 nt
Organism: Xylona heveae TC161
Lineage: Eukaryota; Fungi; Ascomycota; Xylonomycetes; Xylonales; Xylonaceae
Exons: 4
Coding region: 86-1735 (549 amino acids)
Cellular component (GO): oligosaccharyltransferase complex; membrane
Source: RefSeq, a predicted model, not a curated record
GCUCCAUCCACCAGCUCCAUGAGCUUCCAACCCAUAAGGGUCCAUCUGAUUUAAUUGUCACGGAGUGGAUAUCACGCCAGACAAAAUGCGGUCCCUCCUUCUUGCGACUGCGGUUCUAUCCGUGUUCGCUCCAAACAUAUGCUCUGCUGAGCCUAAUGUGACGACGCCACUCUCGUCCCGACAGAUACUCCCAAGCACUUUCAAGCCUCCCCAGGUCUUCCAGAAUGUCAAUCUCUUGCGAAACAUCAAUCUUGAGAAAUCUUAUGUCAAGCAAUCCGUCAAUGUGGUGAUUGAGAACACGGAUUCCAACCCUCAGGAUGAAUACUACGUCCCCUUCGAGGCCGACGUCAUGGCCAACGUCGGCAGCUUCGACGUAAAGGACAAGAAGGACCCUGAAAAGGGCAGCUUUGAGGUCGAGGCAAUUGAGUUUGAUACCUACAGUCCCACUCAAUUCUUCCGCGUCCGGCUCCCCGAGCCGCUCAAGCCUUCGACGAGACUGACUCUCGCCAUCUCCUACACUGUUCUCGACGCCUUGCAGCCUCUUCCUGCCACCAUUGAGCAGACGGACAAGCAAUACCUCCAGUACACAUUCAAUGCGUACAGCUCCAGCGUGUACCCAACCCAGAAGCAAAUGACCAAGCUGAAGCUCCCUACGAGUGAUGUUCCCGACUACACUGUGCUUCCCGGCGAGGACAACAAGGAAUUCCCCGAGAAGCAGGGCUCUUCCUUUACCUACGGCCCCUUCGGCAGUGUCCCCGCCGGGGCUGCCGAGCCCGUCAGUGUGCGAUACGAGUUCACCAAGCCCUUGAUCCACGCCACUCUUCUAGAGCGUGACAUUGAAGUCAGCCACUGGGGCGGCAACCUCGCGACAGAGGAGCGGUACUGGCUUGUCAACAAUGCCGCACAGCUUUCCAAGAACUUCAACCGCGUCACGUGGCAAGCAACGCAGUACUACUCGCCACCAACCGCUGCUCUGAAGAUGCUCACCGUACCCCUCCGCGCCGGCUCCGAAGACGCUUACUUUACCGACGACAUUGGCAAUGUCUCCACCAGCCGAUUCCGGAGUAACUCGCGCGAAUCUCUCCUCGAGCUGCGGCCCCGCUACCCCAUGUUCGGCGGCUGGAAGUACAGUUUCCGGAUCGGCUGGAACGGCAAUCUGGCCAAGUACGUCCGCAAGCUGAGCGCAGGCGACACGUAUGUGCUCAAGGUGCCUUUCCUCGAGGGACCCAAGCAGAACGAGGGUAUCGAGUAUGAGCGGGUCGAAGUCAAAGUCAUUCUUCCCGAGGGCGCAAAGAACGUCAAAUACGAGACCUCCAUCCCCGUCUCAUCCGUCGAGCAGUCCCUGCAUCGUACAUUCAUGGACACGCUCGGCCGCACCACACUCGCCUUCACCGCGCUCAACGUCGUCGACCAGGCCCGCAGCGAAGAUCUCAUCAUCACCUACGACUACCCGUUCACCGCCGGCCUGCGCAAGCCCUUGACCCUUGUCUUUGGCAUGCUGGCCGUCUUCACCAUCGCGUGGGCUCUUGGUCAACUAGACACUAGCAUCGCCGCGGGCAAAAAUAACGUCUUCAAAUCCUCUUCAUCAUCCUCUUCGUCCCCUUCUUCUUCUCCUUCUGGCCCUUCUGCUUCGUCGGCUCGCGCGUCAUCCAAGCCCCACUCGGCUUCAAGCGGACAGUCCACUCCGGUAUCCAAGGGCGCGACUACCUCUUCGACAGCCGGCGCUUCUGGGUGAGAGAACGAGAGAGAAAAAAAAAUUAAAAGAUUAAUACUGCGUUCUUGAUCUCAAAUGUCGCUCUCUUGAUUGAUGAACAUAUAUAGUAGUAACUAGUUAGAAUUCUAGAAAAAAGCUAAAGUUUGUGAAGAGAU